This is a messenger RNA of Klebsormidium nitens, 1665 nucleotides long. Lineage: Eukaryota; Viridiplantae; Streptophyta; Klebsormidiophyceae; Klebsormidiales; Klebsormidiaceae. The record is from the annotation of a GenBank genome assembly.
GCUAAGAAAGCCCCAUCCUCUAUCCUCACACUUAACAAGUUACAAUGUCAGAGGCUGCAAAAUUUCCGAAACCCCUCUCUAGGUGUAUGAUUAUGUGGUAGUUGCAAGGCAGUUUUUCCCGAUCCAUCCUCUGACAUCGAAAUCGGCGUGCGUUGGUGCACUUCUCGUCCUCAAGAUUGCAUCAGGUUGCCCUGUGUUUUGGUCUCACCGCCUUGGACAGCCUCGAUUGGCAGAGAUGGCUUUUCUGCGCUGGAGCGGCGGAAGCGCUCUCAGACAAGCGGUGAAAAGUUUACUCGGAAGGGGAGAGUGGAAGGGGAUGUGGGGAAGGCAGGGCAGGGGCUACUGUUCCGACUCUAUGACGGAUACGUAUCCAGUUGUGGUUGUCCUCACAAGGAAUGGAGAGGGUGCUGUUAUCAGACAGAACCAGUUUGAUGCGGUUGAUUCGCUGCUUGACUUGGAGCAAGCUGUGGUAGCAGACAAGGCCUCUGUGGUCCAACUCAAGAGUGCUUUUCAGAGUGGCUGGGGUGCCGCAGUCAUCAAGUACAUCCGAGGGUUGGAGCGAGAGUCGAAGGAUGCUCUCAGUAAACUGGCUGCUGCAGAACACAGGUGGGGCGCGCUGUCGGAAGAAGCGAGGGAGAAGGCUGAGGAGACGACGAAGGUUGUGCAAGGACUCAAGGACCGGUACAGCAGUCUCGUCUACCUGAACUCAAAGCAUGUUACCAAUUACAUCGACGCCAUAUCCGACCUUGAGCGCAAGACAGGCCAGUCCGUUAAGAAAACCGUUCUUGAGGCCACGGCUGGCGAGAUCCUCAAGUCGCAUUUGGCUGGCGAGCAUUCACACUCAGCCUGCAUCAAGUACCUCACCGAGCUCGAAAGUGCAGGGGUGAUCACGAAGGAGCCGUUCUCGCAUCCAAAGACCGGGGCCCAGUGCUACAGGCUCACCAACCCACAGUUCUCUAAAUGGUCUGUCAUCGCCCACCUGGCAAGAUGUGAAGACGGUGCGCUCCUUUGCCACACCUGCGCAUCAAAAGAGGGGGUUCCGAUUGUCCAGAAGCGGCUCGGUGAUUUGCAGCGGUACAUCGAGAGUAACGCUCAGGUUAUUUGGACUGCAUCGCAUAUGCCGCACCAUCUACUCGACCCAAACGCCCAAAAGUUCAUCCUCUGGAGGGGGGACCAAGAAGAUGAAGAAACCCUACUGCUGGCCUCGUGCUUCGAGAUUCUGGGCUUUCCGUACGAGAUUCGGACACAACCGAAGCACCCCUUCCUCCUUGCGGGACAGGUUAUGGACGAAGCUUUGCGAGAGCUCGAACCCCAUCUGAAACACCUGAAACCCCCAAAGGAUGCCCCGGUGUAACCAAUGUCAAUAGUUAGACCCGUUUGGCGGUGCGUAAGAGAAUGUUUUGAGAUCACACUUGUGUAGAUUGUCCAAAUGCGCUGGAUGCAAGUCAUGUGUAAAACAACAGGUCCCGCAAAAGGUGAUUUUAAGUCACGAGUCAUGUCAAAGCCAUAUCUUUUCCAAGCGCGGCGUAUAGAACGACCACAAAGUUUGUUGGUGCACCAUUUGGUGCACCAGUCGAUCUACGAAAUUUCUAUGUAGCCUCAUGCAAGAUAUAUUCGAGUGGUGUGCCGGCUGCCAUGGUCCGCAUGUAUGAACCGCUAUUGUAU